Messenger RNA from Miniopterus natalensis, 789 nucleotides. The record is from RefSeq and is a predicted model, not a curated record. NCBI's taxonomy places the organism in Eukaryota, Metazoa, Chordata, Mammalia, Chiroptera, Miniopteridae.
AUGCGGAGAGACGACCGGAUGGCCUCUCACAAUACCAGCCGCCUUCACUUCCCACGUCCCCGGGAGAGGAGGAAGGAGCACAGGAAACACGAGGAGCUGCCUGAAGGCCGGGCCUGGCCAAGGGGUCGGCCGCUGCAGAAGGGGGACGGCGCCCAGACCAGUGAGAACAAAACAAAGGAGGCAGGAGGUGACCAGUCUACCAAGGAAGGCCCUUUUCUCAGCAAAACAGAACCGCGAAGAGACACCAAAGCGUGCCAUUUCUCUCCUCGCCUCCUCGGAACAGACUGGAAGCUGCCGAUCCCCCCGGGGCCUGUUUAUCCACCAUUAAUCCCGAGUCUGAGCACCAGCGCUGUGGGACGAAGCUGGGAACUGUCUCCUCCCCUAGCAAAGAGCUUCCAGAUACACGAUCAGGGCCCUUUCUGGCACUUCUUGGACAUGAAGGCGGCGGAGAGACUGGCCGGCUGGAAGGAGCGUCGCAGUCGCUAUGGAGACAUCAACAGGCACGAAUGCUAUCAGCUCGGGCGCGUCUUCGCCCCUUUCCGGGCCCUGGCCACCACGGAGCUGCGAGGCCUGGCGCUUCCCCAGCACCUGCCCAUGAGCCUGCACAUGUGCAAAAUGGGCGUUUCGUGCGCCAACGAAAGGGAUCUCCAAGACUUACCUUUGUCUCCCACAGAGCUGGACUUGGAAAAGGGUGGCAAUAGCCCUGAGAAAGAGAAAGCAGUGAGCCAUAGCAGAACACCUUUAUUCCCGCCAAUAGUUAAAGCAACAAACUGUAAUAGCAUGAAAUAA